AAAGAAAAGCAAAAAAAAAAGAUUAGACAAAAAAAAACUAAGAAGCUAAGCAAAAAUGGCGAGAAGAUGUCAAGAACAAGUAGAAGAAGAAGAAAAGGAGAACUUUCCUCUUAUUACAACAAAAACAGUCGAAUACUUACAACCAGUAAUGCGCCGAGAGCUACUCCUCAAAUUUCCAGACAACUCUGCUUUUGGAUUCGACUACGCACAGAGCUCUCUCUGGUCUCCUCUCUUGCCUCUAAACUACGCAAGCCCUUCCGAUCUUGACUCGGACACUUUCGUUUGUCGGAACCUUGAGCUAGGAGAGUUUCUAGAAAGCAAGAAGAAGAUGAAGAUCGCAAUGAAAAAGAAGAAGAAGAAGAAGAAGAUAGUGAAACUAGACGAGUCAGAUUCUCCUAAACUUGGCUGCUUUGCUAUUCCGACCAAAGGAUGGGACGGUUUGCUAAAGGUAGCUUCAAAACACUUCAAGGAAUCGAAAAAUAAGAGAGACCCAGUCGCUGAUGUCAAGCUUCUCAACUUUUGCAAAUGCUGAAAGUUAAUAUGCAUACCACUUCAAUGUUAGUUCUAUGUUGUUGUUGUUGGUUCUUUUGCUCAUAUGUUUCACAAGUCAACAAUAUUUGGAUAAUAUGGGUUGAUUUUAUUUGUUUUGUUUUUAUUCGUUUUAUCUGUUAGGUAUGGUCUUCAACAUGUAAACCAUUGGAGUGUUUGAUCAUAUACACAGUAAUAUAUCACUGGCUGCUUUGCUUUAA
Molecule: messenger RNA, 749 nt
Organism: Raphanus sativus (radish)
Lineage: Eukaryota; Viridiplantae; Streptophyta; Magnoliopsida; Brassicales; Brassicaceae
Exons: 2
Coding region: 56-532 (158 amino acids)
Source: RefSeq, a predicted model, not a curated record